UGCGAGAUCCUAGGUGGUACCGUUGGUGAAUGAGCAGCACAGCGGAACAUCGAGUGCACUGUAAAUCAGUGUGUGACUCUCAUGGUAAAGCCUUCCCUGCGGCCGGCAGCACCCAUGGACGACGCCCGAGAUCCACACCCCCCCAUGUAGGACCAAGUAAACACGACUUCAGGGCGACGCUUCACCUUCCUCCGGUUCACCUAUGAUGGAACGGGCGAUGGAGCAGCUUAACGUACAGCUCAGCCGGCUGACCCGGUCCCUCCGCCGGGCCAGGACCGUAGAACUCCCGGAAGACAAUGAGACAGCAGUUUACACACUUAUGCCAAUGGUCAUGGCUGACCAGCACAGAUCAGUGACAGAGCUGCUGCUCAACUCCAAGUUUGAUGUGAACUACGCCUUUGGACGAGUGAAGAGAAGUUUGUUGCACAUCGCUGCCAACUGCGGGUCAGUGGAGUGUCUGGUUCUGCUGCUGAAGAGAGGUGCCAACCCAAACUACCAGGACAUCUCAGGCUGUACUCCUCUGCACCUCGCUGCUAGGAACGGACAGAAGAAGUGUAUGGGCAAACUAUUGGAAUACAAUGCUGAUGUCAAUAUCUGCAACAAUGAGGGACUGACUGCUAUCCACUGGCUGGCGGUAAACGGGCGAACGGAGCUGCUGCACGACCUGGUCCAACAUGUGUCCAACGUGGACGUGGAGGACGCCAUGGGGCAGACUGCGCUACACGUAGCCUGUCAGAAUGGACACAAAACAACGGUGUUGUGUCUCCUGGACAGCGGAGCUGAUAUCAACAGGCCGAAUGUGUCUGGAGCCACGCCUCUGUACUUUGCCUGCAGCCACGGCCAAAGAGACACGGCACAGAUCCUGCUGUCUCGAGGUGCCAAAUACCUCGCUGAUAAAAAUGGAAUCACUCCUCUGGAUCUCUGUGUGCAGGGUGGAUAUGGGGAAACCUGUGAGAUCCUCAUUCAGCACCACAACAGGCUGUUCCAGACCCUCAUCCAGAUGACACAGAACGAUCUCAUCAAAGAGAACAUGCUCAGGCAGGUUCUGGAGCAUGUCUCUCAACAAAGUGACGGUCAUUACCAGAGGAUAUUGACUAGUCUUGCUGAAGUGGCUACCACCAAUGGACACAAGCUUCUCAGCUUGUCCAGCAGUUAUGAAGCUCAAAUGAAGAGUCUGCUGAGGAUUGUUCGUAUUUUCUGCCACGUGUUCCGCCUUGGGCCCUCGUCACCCAACAACGGCAAUGACAUGGGCUACAAUGGCAACAAGACGCCCCGCAGCCAGGUCUUUAAGCGGCGGCAACAGGCUAAGCAAGGAAUUCCAGAAGUGCCUCUCCCCGUCAACACAUUGCAGCUCUUCCUGGAGGAUCCAGAGGCGUCCCCAGACCAGACGCCUCUGGAGCUGCUGUGGCACUCUCUGGACGAGUGGCUGGUGCUCAUCUCCACAGAGCUGGAGAGGAACAGGAAGAACCCGUCUUCCUCCUCCAGCAGCAGCAGCGAGAUCGCGUCUCUGCUCCUCAAGCAGCGCGAGGCCGACCAGGCUGGCACCAACAACGCUGGCACUGACGACGCUGGCACCGACGACGCUGGCACCAACAACGCUGACACCACAACAAAGCUCCCCUCCUUGCUGGACCAUCCCAUCGUCAUGGAGAAGGAGGCGUACGCCGAUGGGGAGGAUGUGAUCUCUAUGACGGCCAACCGGCUCAGUGCUGUCAUCCAGGCUUUCUACAUGUGCUGCUCCUGCCAGAUGCCACGAGGAAUGACAUCGCCACGCUUCAUCGAAUUUGUCUGCAAGCAUGACGAGGUGCUGAAGUGUUUCGUAACCAGGAAUCCAAAGAUAAUCUUUAACCACUUCCACUUCCUCCUGGAGUGUCCAGAGUUGAUGUCACGGUUCAUGCAUAUCAUUAAGGGCCAGCCCUUCAAGGAUCGCUCCGAGUGGUUCUAUGAGCAUCUGCUGGCCGGCCAGCCAGACUCCGACAUGGUUCAUCGUCCAGUGAAUGAGAACGACAUCCUGCUCAUCCACAGAGACUCCAUAUUUAGGAGCAGCUGUGAGAUGGUUUCCAAGUCCACCAAUGAGAAACUCAAACAGGGCAUUGCUGUUCGUUUCCAUGGCGAGGAAGGCAUGGGCCAGGGCGUGGUUCGGGAGUGGUUUGACAUCCUGUCGAAUGAGAUCAUCAACCCAGACUAUGGUCUCUUCACUCAGUCAGCUGAUGGUACAACCUUUCAGCCCAACAGCAACUCCUCCGUAAACCCGGACCAUCUGAACUACUUCCGGUUCGCUGGUCAGAUUCUGGGUCUGGCUCUGUACCACCGGCAGCUGGUCAACAUUUACUUCACCCGCUCCUUCUAUAAACACAUACUAGGUAUCCCAGUGAACUACCAGGAUGUGUCGUCCAUCGACCCAGAGUACGCCAAGAACCUGCAGUGGAUACUGGACAACGACAUCAGUGACCUGGGACUAGAGCUCACCUUCUCCGUAGAGACAGACGUGUUCGGGGCGAUGGAGGAGGUGCCGCUCAAACCCGGGGGGACGAGCAUCCUGGUCACCCAGGACAACAAGGCCGAGUACGUCCAGCUGGUGACUGAGCUGAGGAUGACACGAGCCAUCCAGCCUCAGAUAAACGCCUUCCUGCAAGGAUUCCACACCUUCAUCCCCCCCUCGCUCAUCCAGCUUUUUGACGAAUACGAACUGGAGCUCCUGCUGUCAGGGAUGCCAGAGAUCGACGUGCAGGACUGGUGCAGAAACACAGAGUACACAAGUGGCUAUGACCCUCAGGAGCCAGUCAUCCAGUGGUUCUGGGAGGUGGUGAAAAGUCUGACCCAGGAGGAACGAGUUCUCCUGCUUCAGUUUGUCACUGGAAGUUCCAGGGUCCCUCAUGGUGGCUUUGCCUACCUGAUGGGUGGUAGUGGUUUACAGAAGUUCACCGUUGCUGCAGUGCCAUACACCUCCAACCUGCUGCCUACCUCUAGUACCUGCAUCAACAUGCUGAAACUCCCCGAAUACCCGAGCCAGGAGGUCCUGAGAGACCGGCUGCUGGUAGCUCUGCAUUGCGGGAGCUACGGAUACACCAUGGCAUAGACAUCAUAUCAGUUCACGCUGCUUUUUUCUCUGCAGACUCAUGCAAUAGACCAAAUGUUUUUUUGGUUUUUUUUUUGGCAGGUCCUGCUUUUGCUAGAAAAAAUAAGGGAAAUCCAAAAUUCUUAUUUAAGAGCGUCUGGAAAGGCACAAUGGUCUGAACAGGUUCUGCAGCUCAGCUGUAUUUGUGCCAGAAUUUUUUUUUUUUCAUGCACAUAUUUUAAUUUAAGGACUUCAUUGUAUGAAUUGUCUAUGUGAAGCCUAACAAUCAACCAUCAUUCAGACUGAUACAUACACUGAUAUUGAUUCAGUUUAAGGAGCUUUCCAUAUGGACCGACUGAACAUGCAAUCAAACUACAUCAGGAGUAAGGUACAUGUAUAUCAACCUGAUAUAAUGGAACAAAUCUUUUUUUUUUUAAUGCCCACUUCAUCUCCUUAUUUUAACACUCCUUAUUCUUUGGACCAGUAGCUCUACUUUCUGUUUAAGAUACCAGCACCAGUAUCACAUCUAGGUCUUUUGUUAUUCCACCAUGGUUUGGAGAAACCAAAAUCUUUUAUAUUGCUGUAGCAACAAUAACUAAACGGCCAAAAUGAGCGCGCCGGCUUUGCAUUGCAACGCAGACGUGGAGAGCUGUAAGAGCCUCCACUCCUCUGGUUCCAGGCUGAGCUCCAGAGCGUUAGUGGGGUCCAGCGGUAUCAUGUGAGCCGGCCCAGUUGCAGUCAGCAUUUUGUGUUUGCCCCGAGGCUGUUGGAUGAGGUUAAAUUUAGUGCUGUGUGCUUUACUCCAGUAAAGUUCUUCCAAAAAAAAGGAGAGGAGGAAGGCCAGUUUUUUAACACAUCUACAUGUGUCUAUGCUGAAACACACUCCUCCAGUCACUGUAACUGCACGUGUCAUGUGAUGGAUUAUAGGAACUUGUUUGUCAUUUUUGAAGUGAGUAAUUUGCUGUUGUCUGUAUUCGUACUUUCUUUUUGUCCCGGUUUGGUAAACUUUCACAAGGAGCAGUACGUUUGUCUAUGUGACGAAUGUUUGGCUCGUAGUGCCAAAAAGUACAAGCUGAAAUUUUUUUUUUUAUUCUUUCUUCUAAGUCACUGUUUUAUUUUUGCCCUUGCUGACUCAGAAACGCUCUGAAAGGGAUGGACAUGGUGUCCUGAAUGUAUCACAGAAACGUCUUUCUUUCCGUUUCUUGAGGGAGUUAUGUAUAUUAAUUUUUAUCCAUCAGUAUUGUUUUGCAUUCCUCGCUUGAAAUUCUUUCCUAAACAGAUGUCAAUGUCUAUUGUAAAUGGAGCCUUUAUACACUAUACUGUAAAUGUCUUCAGUAUUUUACCUUGAAAUAUAUAUUGUGCUUUGAGAUUUUAUCUAAUAAAACUUUUGAUAAUC
This is a messenger RNA of Mugil cephalus (flathead mullet), 4454 nucleotides long. RefSeq names its product HECT domain and ankyrin repeat containing E3 ubiquitin protein ligase 1 (gene hace1). Gene Ontology annotation, cellular component: nucleus. Lineage: Eukaryota; Metazoa; Chordata; Actinopteri; Mugiliformes; Mugilidae. Gene Ontology annotation, biological process: protein polyubiquitination; positive regulation of protein catabolic process; proteasome-mediated ubiquitin-dependent protein catabolic process. The record is from RefSeq and is a predicted model, not a curated record. The transcript is spliced from 25 exons. Gene Ontology annotation, molecular function: protein binding; ubiquitin-protein transferase activity. Bases 203 to 3079 code for a protein of 958 amino acids.